AUGGCUGAUGAAAACUAUACAAGGAUCACAGAGUUUAUUUUCAAAGGCUUAAAGUACCAUCCUCAGAUGCAAGUCUUUCUUUUCUUGCUCUUUCUGCUUUUUCACCUUGUUACCAUGACAGGAAACUUGGGCAUGAUUAUUCUCAUCCGGAUCGAUUCCCGCCUUCACACCCCUAUGUACUUUUUCCUCAGUCACCUGUCCUUUGUGGACAUCUGCUUUUCAUCACUUGUGAGCCCCAAGAUGCUCACUGACUUCUUUGCUGAAAGGAAAGCCAUCUCUUUCCUGGGAUGUGCCUUGCAGCAGUGGUUCUUCGGGUUCUUUGAGGCUAUUGAGUGCCUCCUCCUGGCAUUCAUGGCCUAUGACUGCUACAUGGCCAUCUGUAAACCAUUAUUGUAUUCAAUUGCCAUGUCCCAGAGACUCUGCAUAGAGCUGGUGGCUGGACCCUAUACCUUUGGGUUCCUAAACACCAUGACUCACACAAUGGUUGCUUUUCAACUUCCCUUUUGUCACUCCAACAUUAUCAAUCAUUUCUUCUGUGACAUUAUCUCUCUUCUUUCUCUAGUAUGUGCUGACAUCUGGAUCAAUAAAAUGUUAGUUUUCACUGUGGCUGGUGCUGUACUAAUCAUUAGUAGCCUGACCAUUAUUAUCUCCUAUUUUUACAUCCUUACUGUCAUCCUGAGGAUCUGCUCUGCUGAUGGGAGGCACAAAGCCUUUUCCACCUGCUCUUCUGAUCUCACAGUUGUUUCUAUCUCAUAUGGGACUCUCUCCUUUAUCUAUGUGAGGCCAGGUACAAUUUUUUCUCUGGACAUCAAUAAAAUUUUGUUAGUGUUCUACACAGCUGUAAUCCCCAUGUUGAAUCCUCUCAUCUAUAGUUUGAGAAAUAAAGAAGUAAAAGCUGCCAUACACAGGGCAGUCGCCAAGAGGCAGUUUUGCAUCAGAAGUUAA
Messenger RNA from Equus quagga, 945 nucleotides. Its product is annotated as olfactory receptor 1009-like. Gene Ontology annotation, molecular function: olfactory receptor activity; odorant binding; G protein-coupled receptor activity. Gene Ontology annotation, biological process: sensory perception of smell; G protein-coupled receptor signaling pathway. Lineage: Eukaryota; Metazoa; Chordata; Mammalia; Perissodactyla; Equidae. The record is from RefSeq and is a predicted model, not a curated record. The coding region runs from base 1 to 945 and encodes 314 amino acids. Gene Ontology annotation, cellular component: membrane. The transcript has a single exon.